AUGCCUGAACCGUACGAGGAACGUACGGGGCGCCGGCAAACCGGACCGUUUGCUGGUCAAACGAAAUCACCGACAGAUCGAGACGGUCGAGCGGUCACAUUCGAAGCUGGGGCGAAACAGCCUGGAUACGUACCUCCGCUGUCCGAUCAUCUUUCGCCAAACCAAGCACACCUUGGGUCAACAUCCGCUGCCAGUCAGCCUUCAGCCGAGGAUUACCUGCAAAUGGGUAUCGACAAGCAUGAAAAGAGUCAAGGUGACGAAGAACUCUCCGAAUCUGCCCAUUAUUUCCGCAAAGCUGCAGAAGGUGGAUCUGCGGCUGGCUGCGUUUUCUAUGGAUUGGCACUUCGGCACGGAUGGGGAGUCCAACGGGAUGAAAAGCAGGCCUUUGGAUGGCUUGAGAUGGGAUGCGCUACGGUUAUGCAAAAACCUUCCACCGACAUCGUUGACUUGGACCGUAGACAGAGCUUGAUGCCGAUGGGAACGCAGAACAAACUUAGCGCGGAAGUGAUCAUGGCAAUCUAUGAGGUUGGCAACUGCUUCGAGCACGCUUGGGGCGUUCCUGGUACCAAACGAAAUCAGCCAAACCAUCAAAUGGCUGCAAUGUAUUAUCGUCUGGGUGCAGAGCAGGGAGACCGAGAUAAUCAAGAGCACCUAGCGAACCUCCUCAGCCAAGGGAAAUAUGGGCUGAAGAAGGACAUGUGGGAAGCUGCGUUUUGGUACCGCGCAGCUAUUGACAAUGGGCUCUCCCCGAUUGGCCUGUCUUGGGUGUACAAGGUAAGGUUGCUUGCGAACCAAAUUCGGGCGGGAUGGCCCUGA
This is a messenger RNA of Filobasidium floriforme, 816 nucleotides long. RefSeq lists its product as uncharacterized. Bases 1 to 816 code for a protein of 271 amino acids. The transcript has 4 exons. Lineage: Eukaryota; Fungi; Basidiomycota; Tremellomycetes; Filobasidiales; Filobasidiaceae. Gene Ontology annotation, molecular function: protein binding. The record is from RefSeq and is a predicted model, not a curated record.